This is a messenger RNA of Cornus florida, 2034 nucleotides long. RefSeq names its product type I inositol polyphosphate 5-phosphatase 13-like. Bases 1 to 2034 code for a protein of 677 amino acids. Lineage: Eukaryota; Viridiplantae; Streptophyta; Magnoliopsida; Cornales; Cornaceae. The transcript has 6 exons. The record is from RefSeq and is a predicted model, not a curated record. Gene Ontology annotation, biological process: phosphatidylinositol dephosphorylation. Gene Ontology annotation, molecular function: protein binding.
AUGGACGUAGAUGGCUUCCAAGGCUUCCAAGGCGACUAUAAACACACGCUGACCGACGCUAUACCGCAUUCCCACAGCCAAUGCCAAUGCCAGAAACUGCAUAGCAACCGCUCGGAUGAGCCGCUUCCGGAGUUCGUGGGAAAUGGCGGUGGCAAUGGAGUCUUCAAACUCCCAGUUCGCUCUGCCGUCAAUCCCGGCCGUCCGCCCUGCCUCGAGUUGAGGCCCCAUCCGCUGAGGGAGACUCAAGUCGGCAAGUCCUUGACAACUAUUGCUUGUACGGACACUCAGCUCUGGGCCGUUCAGCAGUCUGGUGAGAUCAGGGUCUGGAACUUCUCCGACGCUUACCGCCAGCAGCAGCACCACCACCCGGGGAUUCCGAGAGGAGACGAGGAUGCCGCACCCUUUUAUGAAUCGGCUCAUAUUUCUUCGCCCGCAACGUGUUUGGUAAUUGAUUCAGGGAGUAAAUUGGUUUGGAGUGGGCAUAAGGAUGGCAAAAUCAGGUCCUGGAAGAUGGAUGAUGAUCACCCAUCAUCAUUAAUGGAAAAAAAUGAUAAUCAUCGUCAUACUUAUACUCCUUUCCAGGAAGCUCUCUCUUGGCAGGUUCAUCGUGGACCCAUUCUUUCCAUGGUCAUCUCUUCUUAUGGUGAUCUAUGGACAGGUUCUGAAGGUGGUAUUCUUAAGGUUUGGCCAUGGGAAGCCAUUGGAAAAUCCCUUUCUUUAUUGCCAGAUGAAAGACACAUUGCUGCUUUAUUAGUGGAGAGGUCAUCCAUUGACCUUACGAGCAAAGUCACCAUUAAUGGUGUCUGUAAUAUUUCUUCUUCUGAUGUGAAGUGUUUAUUAUCUGAUAAUAUUAGAGCUAAAAUAUGGGCAGUUGGGUCUCUAACAUUCUCAUUGUGGAAUGCUCGUACACGGGAACUUUUAAAAGUAUAUAAUGUAGAUGGUCAGAUUGAGAAUCGAGUCAACAUGUCAUCAGUGCAAGAGCUAGCAGUUGAAGAUGAUAUGAAUGUAAAGUUUGUUUCCAAGUCAAAGAUGGAGAAAUCCCAAUGUAUUAAUCUUUUUCAAUGGUCAUGGAAUGCUAUAAUGGGAGUUGCAGAUGCUGUUCAUCAAUUUGCAGCAAAGGGUGCAGAGGCAUUCUUUGAAGAUACUAAAAGAACAGAAGCGCUAGUGAUAACUGUAGAUGGAAUGAUCUGGAGUGGAUGUUCAAACGGCUUACUUGUUCAAUGGGAUGGCAAUGGAAAUCGUUUGCAAGAUUUUCAUCAUCAUCCAUAUGCAGUUCAAUGCUUUUGUACUUAUGGGUCACAAAUAUGGGUUGGCUAUGUGAGUGGUAUAAUCCAGUUGUUAGAUCUUGAUGGAAAAUAUAUUUCAGGAUGGGUUGCUCAUAGUAGUCCUGUGAUAAAAUUGGUAGUCGGGACUGGUUAUGUUUUUAGCUUGGCUGCCCAUGGUGGUAUACGUGGAUGGAGCAUCACAUCUCCAGGACCUCUUGACAACAUACUGCACAGAGAAUUGGCAGCAAAAAAACUAAUAUACACAAGGAGAGAAAAUAUUAAAAUUUUAGUUGGAACAUGGAAUGUUGGUCAAGGAAGAGCAUCUCAUGAUUCACUUGUGUCAUGGCUGGGUUCUGUAGUAUCAGAUGUUGGCAUUGUUGUUGUUGGGUUGCAAGAAAUUGACAUGGGUGCAGGUUUUCUUGUCAUGUCUUCAGCAAAAGAAAUUGUCAGAGUUAAGGGGAGUGCCAUUGGGCAAUGGUGGCAGGACACAAUAGGAAAGACCCUGGAUGAACGAUCAAGUUUUGAACAUGUAGGGUCUAGGCAGCUGGCAGGCUUGCUCAUUGCUAUCUGGGUUAGAAAGAAUCUUAGAAUGUAUGUUGGUGACGUCGAUGUUGCAGCAGUCACAUGUGGCUUAGGGCGAGCAAUCGGUAAUAAGGUUGUGAUUCUUGAUUCAACUUGGGUUCGUUGCGUUUGUCAUAACAAACUGGUAUCAGAGCUUUCGGUUCGAAGCAGGGAUGUCGUCCAAGUUUCUGGAUAUCGAGAAGUUUAA